UGCGUGUUGUAUUUAUGCAAGCGUCUGUUUUAUUGCACGCGGGACAAUAAAGAAUGUCGAAUUAGAAGCCAUCAUGCGUUUGUUUAAGUGCGCCAAGCAUCAUAUCGCCUCGGCGCAAUGAGGCUUCAAGUGCGUAAUGACAUGCGCGUCUUUGUGCUGCUCGCUGUUCCAACAUGGACGUGCAUGUGGCCUUGGCGUUUUUGCUGCCGCCUCGUACGCCCUUCAUUAAUAAGGCUGGAGGUCAACGUCAAUGCUUCCACGUCUGUGGACGUUCGUGGGGCGGAAGAGAGAAUGGGGGGGGGGGGUGUCUUGCAUGCGCGCGGAUGGCAACUUGUCAACUUGCUGUCAAUAAGUGAGACUGAAUGAAAAUAUUGCAGUUCUUCGUCUUGGUCUCUCUCGUUCAUGAUGGCGCAGAGAGGAGUUCCCCCCCAGCAUCCAGGGAGCCAAUGGAGGCUCUCCCACGGCCUCACAUGAGUUUCUCAGGACGGCUUUUUUUUUUUUUUUUAAUGACCGAUAUUGAUGUAUGGUAAUUUCUUGGCCGGCGGAUCACAUGACACAAUUACCUCAAGAAUCGAUCAAGAUGUAUAGCGAGCCCGCUCGCGGCUCUUUGCGCGCGUCUGGGCUGCCGAGCCAGAUGGGCCAAGUUUAACGGGCACAAGCCGCGGAGAAGCCUCCUCCUCCGCCUCCUGGUCCCGCCGCCGCAGACAUGACGGACUACGACGAGCGCUCUUCCAACAUGUAUCUGCCGGGCUGCACUUACUACGUCUCCACGCCCGAUUUCACCUCCGUCUCGUCCUUUUUGCCGCAAAGCACCUCGUGCCAGGUGAAUUUCCCCUACUCGGCCAACAUCGGACAACCUGUCCGCGAGGUCUCCUUCAGGGAUUACGGACUGGAGCACCCCAGCAAAUGGCACUACCGGGGCAACUACGCGUCCUACUACUCCUCGGAGGAGAUCAUGCACCGGGAUUUGAUCCAGUCGUCCUUCAAGAGCGAGCCCCUCUACGGCGGUGGCCCCCACGCGGGCGCCGCCUCGCCCUGCAACCUCUUCCCCGGCGUGGGACGCAACGGGGUCCUGCCGCAGGGCUUCGACCAGUUCUUCGACGGUUCCAACUCGGACAAGAGCGCCGCCGAGCCGCCGCCUCCUCCUCCACCGCCGCAGCCCAGACAGAAAAGCGGCGAGGAGACGGCCGGUGACGAGCCCAGCGUGGACGACGACUCGUCGUCCAACUGUGGCGACAAGAGCAGCCAGCAGACCUCGACAAGCAAGUCACGAAAGAAAAGAUGUCCCUACUCCAAGUACCAGAUCCGAGAACUUGAGCGAGAGUUCUUCUUCAACGUGUACAUCAACAAGGAGAAACGCCUGCAGCUCUCCAGGAUGCUCAACCUGUCCGACCGCCAAGUCAAGAUUUGGUUCCAGAACAGACGGAUGAAGGAGAAGAAGCUCAACCGUGACCGUCUACAGUACUUCACUGGCAACCCGCUCUUCUGAUACACACAACACACAAACAAAAUACACACACACUAAUAUAUCUCCAAACACACGCCAAAGACUGAGCCUUUAUGCAUAUGUCAGCCGCCAUGUAUUCGAAACGGCAGCGUGACGUCACGUGUGUCCAAUUCAUUUAUUUAUGUUAAUCACACCUACGAAAACAAACUAUAUUUUAGCCGCCAUUAUUUAUUCGUGUGUAUGAGCAUUUAAAGGAUGCAUGUCAUGUGGUGUCAAUGUGUCAAAGCAAAAAUGUUCAACUAAAUGACAAGCGGCUGACGGAGAAUUUUUUUUAGCCUGGGGAGAAAUGCGACUCCUCGCCUUUAUUUCCCCUCCUUUCACACACUGGAUUGUUUACUAAACCUUGAACCGUCUAGACACAAUCGUAAAAGCAGCUGUAAACGGCUAAAUAAGGGGCCAUUGGACUUUGGAAAACCCACAUCUACUUCUUCCAAUGCAGACCUUCUUUCCUGCCUCAAAGUACAGUUGCAAAUGUCCAAGGAGCUGGAGAGCUAUUUUGAGGGAUUAAUUUUGGACAUUUAACAUGGAGCAACGUGGACGUGGACUUGAGUUUUCUCAAUGUACGUGAGUGUGACUGCCUUAUUCUGCUUAAUCCAUGUGCUCAAAUGUGGUAAUGCAUUUUUAAUUUGAAUCGACUGGGUGAUGGGGUGUGUGGGGGCGGGGGUUGCAUUAAAUAACAAGUUUGACGAAGCGUUUAAUAACAUCGCUAUCAAAAUCCAGCAGUGAAAUGGUAUUAAUGGUAUUAGCGACUGUGCACGUCGUUCAGCAAAAUGUCCACAAGAGGGCAGCCUUGUUGUUUUGGUGAAGGGGAUGAAGCAGGAGAAUUUAAUCCAGUUGAAUUAUUUCUCGUCGUGUGUGUGUGUGUGCGUGUGUGUGUGCGCACACACACAUCUAUAUAAACUACAUACUACUUUAUUUGAUCAUAUUCCAUCUUUCUUUUGGGCGUCAGCUAAGAGUGCAUAACACGUCACAAAAACACAGAGAAAUAAUACGAUAAAAAGUAUAAUACAAUUUCAAAUGUACGUACAAUCUUUUUUUUUUUUUUUUUUACUUGAACGCACAAAUAUUCUUGAUGCUGGGAUUUCAAGAGGAUUUUUUUAAGCGAACCUCUCAUUUAAUGUCUGCUGCAAAUGUAACAGGCUACACUAAAACGGUCGCCCUCGCCCCAAAUGUAUUUUGCUUUAUUUAAAAUUGUGCUAUUAUAUUCGCGUAUUCUUUUUUUCAAUGGUUUGCCGUUGAGACAUAUUAUGUACAUAAUGUGCGUGUGUGUCUGCGUGUGUGUGUCUGUGUGUAUGUCUCUGGGUGUGUGUUGGCGCAUGUAUAAUGAAAAUAAAAACUAUACCUAACA
Molecule: messenger RNA, 2855 nt
Organism: Syngnathus typhle (broad-nosed pipefish)
Lineage: Eukaryota; Metazoa; Chordata; Actinopteri; Syngnathiformes; Syngnathidae
Gene: hoxd11a
Product: homeobox D11a
Exons: 2
Coding region: 707-1489 (260 amino acids)
Biological process (GO): anatomical structure development; regulation of transcription by RNA polymerase II
Cellular component (GO): nucleus
Molecular function (GO): RNA polymerase II cis-regulatory region sequence-specific DNA binding; DNA-binding transcription factor activity, RNA polymerase II-specific
Source: RefSeq, a predicted model, not a curated record